Centropristis striata (black sea bass) is the source of this 2556-nucleotide messenger RNA. RefSeq names its product presenilin 2 (gene psen2). Gene Ontology annotation, cellular component: neuronal cell body; Z disc; apical plasma membrane. Gene Ontology annotation, molecular function: aspartic endopeptidase activity, intramembrane cleaving. The transcript has 11 exons. The record is from RefSeq and is a predicted model, not a curated record. The coding region runs from base 415 to 1725 and encodes 436 amino acids. Lineage: Eukaryota; Metazoa; Chordata; Actinopteri; Perciformes; Serranidae. Gene Ontology annotation, biological process: amyloid-beta metabolic process; Notch receptor processing; amyloid precursor protein catabolic process.
UCAGCUGAGCGGCUGUUUCCGGGUUGUGUGUCGGUGUAUGUUGGUGUGUCCCGUGUCGCUCCGUCGGGCUGCAGGUGAAGCUUCUCCCCGGUUUUACCGACUGACCCCCGUUAGAGCCGCAGCGGCGGAGGAGCUGAUGACGUCAGCCAGCUGUUUCAGGGACAGAUCAGCUGUUUGAUCUCAAGGAUCUACUUCCUUUGCACCGCUCCACUACCGGAUCACUGCGCAGGAGAAAUAGUCCUAGCGGCCGCCAACGGACCCCUUAAACCCGUUAAACCCGAGAGAAGAAAAGUGAGUUAGAGUUUAUAACAACAAACCGAGCUGCAGUAGCGACCUCCGGCCAGCGGGGCGCUGUGACGGUCUGAUCAGACAGGAAGCUACAACAACAACAACAGCAGCUGAUCAGUCAGUACCAUGAACGUGUCUGACAGCGACGAGGACUCGUACAACGAGCGGACGGCAUUGGUGGCGUCUGAGAACCCGGCGCUGCCGUCCUACAGACCGGAACCUGACCCGACCCCGCCCACCGCCAACGACACGCCCAAACCGCCAACCGCCAGCAGGAGGGCACGGCCCGCCGCCGCCGCCGUGGACCAGAGUGGCAGCGGCGGCUCAGACCAGGAGGCGGACCCUGACGAGGAGGAGCUGACUCUGAAGUAUGGAGCGAAGCACGUCAUCAUGCUGUUCGUGCCCGUGACGCUCUGCAUGGUGGUCGUGGUCGCCACCAUCAAGUCCGUCAGCUUUUACACGGAGAAGACCGACCAGCAGCUGAUCUACACGCCGUUCACGGAGAACACGGCAUCCGUCGGCCGCCGGCUACUCAACUCCGUCCUCAACACCAUCAUCAUGAUCAGCGUCAUUGUGGUCAUGACCAUCUUCCUGGUCGUCCUCUACAAGUACCGCUGCUACAAGUUCAUCCACGGCUGGCUCAUCCUGUCCUCCCUCAUGCUGCUCUUCUGGUUCAGCUUCAUGUACCUUGGCGAGGUGUUCAAGACGUACAACGUGGCGGUGGACUACCCGACGGUGGGCAUGGUCAUCUGGAACUUCGGGGCGGUGGGGAUGAUCUGCAUCCACUGGAGGGGCCCGCUGCAGCUGCAGCAGGCCUACCUCAUCCUCAUCAGCGCCCUCAUGGCCCUCGUCUUCAUCAAGUACCUGCCCGAGUGGUCUGCUUGGGUUAUCCUGGGCGCUAUCUCCGUCUACGACCUGGUGGCCGUGCUGUCCCCUAAAGGUCCUCUCAGGAUGCUGGUGGAGACGGCACAGGAACGCAACGAGCCCAUCUUCCCCGCCCUCAUCUACUCCUCCGCCAUGAUGUGGACGGUCGGGAUGGCGAGCCCGGCGGACGCUCAGCGCUCCGGAAACGAAACAGACGAGGAGGCAGAGCAGAGCAGCAGGGGGGCGGAGCCUGACAGACGGCCGUCCCGAACGUUUCCUGAGGACGACCUGGAGGAGGACCGUGGCGUGAAGCUCGGCCUCGGAGACUUCAUCUUCUACAGCGUGCUGGUCGGAAAAGCUGCGGCGACCGGCGGCGACUGGAACACCACGCUUGCCUGCUUCGUCGCCAUUCUGAUUGGCCUGUGCCUGACCCUGCUGCUGCUGGCGAUCUUUAAGAAGGCUCUGCCGGCGCUGCCCAUCUCCAUCACGUUCGGCCUGGUCUUCUACUUCUCCACAGACUUCCUGGUCCAGCCAUUCAUGGACAACCUGGCAGCGCACCAGUUCUACAUCUGAGGAGGCCCCGCCAACCUCGCCGCCUGUCGGUGUCACGCACAGAGAUGACUUCCUGCCGCUGCCUUGAGACCCACCACAGGAAGUGAUGUAAUGCAGAGGACGCUGGCGACAAAGUCUAAAGAUACUGUAACUCAUCACCGCAGCUGCAUGUGAUUGGCCGAGGCUCCUGUCAGUCAGAGCAGAAGAGCUCUUUCUGACAGAACCUGAAGCCUCAGAGACACUCAGUCACCCUGAUAAACAUUCUGGUUCUAUCUUUUCUCUGUGUGGAAGCCCAGAAAACUGUUCUGUUUUUCUCAAGAUAAUGACCUCCAAAUCGAAAAAAGUUUCUCAAAAUAUCAACUUACUUUUCUAGAAAUAAUAUCUUGAAUAUAGUUACUUAUAUACUCAGAAUAAUGACUUUAUGUCGAGAUACUGAGCUGUGAUUAUGAGAAAGAAUCUCAUUAUAUAUUUUGCUCCAUAUCUUAUGACGGUUAAUAAAAUAUAAGGGUUUUUUUACUAUUUUUAGUUUAAUUGAUUAGUAGAUUAAAUAAAUUAUUGUUGGUUUAAAGACUUUAGAGAAAGUUUUAACAGUUUAAGAUUCUUUCACCAAAAUCACAAAGAAAUAUUUUUUCCAGACUCACAAACUGAACUCCAAAUAAGUUUAAUGAGCAUCAACUGGAACGUUUCAAUAUGAAAUUUUCUCCCAGCGGGGGCCAGGCAUGAGGGGGCGGGGUUUAUAGGUUCUGUUGAAAAGAUUCCGGUGCAGGAUAUUAUUUUGUAAAUAAAACAUGUUGAUAAGAUUCUGUUUGAUUUCAGUGUUUCUGUGCAAUAAAGUCAAACUGUCAAACUUCU